AUGCACCGUCUUUGGCUCGCCCUGCUCCUCAGCGCGGCGCUCGUCACCUCGACCAACGCGCUCGCAUGUCCUGGGACUGAAGGUUUGAUCUACGGGCCAGGCGGCGGCGUCUGGUGCUGCCACGGCCUCACCUUCAGCGUCUGGGGCGGUCCGGGCGACGAUGUGGGCGCCAACGCGGGCGCUACGGCCAGUGGGCGCGCGACUGGAACGUUCGACAAGACGACCCCGGCGACGACGCUCAAGGCGGCCAUCCUCCUCAACAUCAAGGACGGCCAGGAGCUCGAGUCGCCGGCAGGGUCCGUGCGAGGCGUCGACUACGGCUUGGGCGGCGGCUACUCGGCGAUCGCCGACGCGGCGUGCCUCGAGGGCCGCAGUAGCCUCGAGUUCAGCGAGGGCGACGAGUGCCGCUGGCUCGUCGCAGCAGGCGGCGGUGGAGCGGGUCCUUCUUCCGAUGGGUCGUCGUCAACGUGCGACUCGUUCGAGUCGACGUCUGCUGGUGGUCGUCCAGACGCUCAAGGUCUUUACAAGGGAGGCGGCGGCGGCGGCGGCAUCCGUGGCGGCGCAGCAUCGCCGUCGGGUCAAGGUUGCGCAGGUUCCGAGGGGCUCGUCGAGCAAAUCGCGGACAUCAGCGACCGGUCCAGCCUACCGCCGGUCGGCUCCCCACGCGCUCAGAUCCGGUUCCAGCUCGAGGGCCGUUGCGAGCUCCUCGUCGAGGGCGACGUGACGACCGUACCUUCCUCGAUCGACAUCUCGACCCGGUACCGCCGAGCAACAAAGGCGACGGUCACCGUCGACGCUGGAACGACGAUCAGCCGCGUUUACAGCACGCAGACGUUCACGGCGCUCGACAUCUCGACGUCGACGAUCACGCUCACGGGCCCGACCACGACUAUCCUCACGACGGCCACGAGCGCCACAACCCCUCCCACGGCGACUGUGACCGAGCAGACUGACGUUCGCAACCUUCCUUCAGGACGGCCCCCUGUCGCGACGACGACCGUCUUUGAGACUGUCACAACCGAGCCGGCGACUGUGGUGGCCUCCCAGACUGCGACAGCUGAAGCUUCGUCGUGCUCGUCUUAUCGUGUCGUCUACCCGGCCGCCUGCUGCCCGGCUCAAUACUUGCCGCUCGAGUCGGUCGAGGCUCUCGAGCGUCGCGACGGCGAGUGGCUCCAGCCGGGCGACUACGUCACCUGGUACGCGACGACGGUGACCGAGAGCGUUUUGACGACGACGACGACAAUCGACUGGCCGCCUGUCAAGACGGUCAGCAGCACCUUCGUGUACACCUUGACAGAAGGUGUCGAAGGCCCUUGGGUGACCAACUACGAGACGACUCGACGCACGAUUCGCGUGCCUGGCCCACGCUCCACGUCGACCACCAUCGCCUACAGCGAGGCACCAACGCCGCUCGUGACGAGCACCUCGACGCGCUUCCUCCGGGCGCCCCUCAGCGUUCUCACGCCGCUCCUCUUCCCGACGACGACGAUCACGGUCUCGACGACGACGACGCUCCCGACGCCGACGACGACGGUCACGUCGAGCCCGAGCGCUGCGUGCGCCGUGGAGACGGUGCAGGCGUUCGCUCUCGACAAGUGCCCGUACGCGAACAGCGUCGGCGCCCAGACGAGGCUUCAAGCCGUGCAGCAAACGAGGCUCGAGGGCUACAAGGCGAAGAGCGGCGGGCAGCCGGUCGUCGUCGACUGCGGGUCGAGCGGGUCUUUCACGUACUAG
Molecule: messenger RNA, 1734 nt
Organism: Rhodotorula graminis WP1
Lineage: Eukaryota; Fungi; Basidiomycota; Microbotryomycetes; Sporidiobolales; Sporidiobolaceae
Exons: 13
Coding region: 1-1734 (577 amino acids)
Source: RefSeq, a predicted model, not a curated record